Molecule: messenger RNA, 1464 nt
Organism: Mucor velutinosus
Lineage: Eukaryota; Fungi; Mucoromycota; Mucoromycetes; Mucorales; Mucoraceae
Product: Very-long-chain 3-oxoacyl-CoA reductase
Exons: 1
Coding region: 1-1464 (487 amino acids)
Biological process (GO): sphingosine biosynthetic process; phosphorylation
Cellular component (GO): membrane; intracellular membrane-bounded organelle; cytoplasm
Molecular function (GO): lipid kinase activity
Source: RefSeq, a predicted model, not a curated record
AUGUCUGCGUCCAUCACAGUCAGAAAUCAAGAUCAAACUACAGCGCGUUUAGUCGUCGAAGAGGGCAAACUGGUUAUUCAAGCUUUAGAUAAUAAGAGCGAUGUCAAAACGAUUGAUUUGGAGUUCAUUUACGGCAUUGAUUACCAUGAGGAUAAGAUAGAUAUCCAUACAGCAAUGAUCCAAGACACUGCAACCGAGAAAAUCGAAGCAAAUGCAAAUCAAACCUUGACCAAUAUUCGUCCAAAGGAUGUAAAGUGGAUUUUACAGACACUGCAUUAUCAAACGGACGCUGCACCAACAACAAUGGAAGCAUCUUCUUCCUUAUCCGAAUUUGUAACACAACUCAAAGCGCAGGCCACUCCUCAUCACUUGACAUUUCCUGAUACAGAGGUCAUCGUCGUGUUAAAUCCAACCUCUGGUGCUCAACUGGCAGAGUCUCAAUGGACUAGCAUUGUCAAACCAAUGCUCAUCACUGCAGGAUUUGCUGAAUCAAACCUGAGCAAGAUCGCAACAGAACGAGACGGCAAAACUCGAGCUUUGGCUGAAGCACUGGGCCAGCGUAUCUUGUCUACCACAGCCUCAGGCAAACCUACACCGAUUAUCAUCAGUAUGGGUGGUGAUGGUACUUUGCAUGAAGUUGUGAACGGACUAUCAGAUGCUGCUGCUGAUGCAAGUGACUCUCAGGGGCAUUUCCGUUUAGGUGUGAUUCCUGCUGGAUCUGGAAACGCAUUUGCGCUAGGCCUCAACAUUGAAAGUGUCCAACAGGCUACACUCAAGAUCAUCAAAGGGUUGGAGGAAAAGCCCUUUUAUUUCAUGGAUGUCAAGUUUGGCCACAGUGAACACGACAAACAAUGGCAAGAUCAUGUGGUAUAUGAUGAGACUAGAAAGCCCGUUCGUCUGCUGGUUGUUCUGAGCUGGGGAUUCCAUGCGCAAAUUGUGUCCAAGUCAAGAUAUCUUCGCUACUUUAUGGGUAACAAGCGUUUCUCUUUGGUGGCCAUGUUUCUGUUGACAUUUCUACAGCAAUAUGAAGGCGAACUUGUGCUGAGGGGUUCCAGGACCUACAAUAAGGACGAUGGAGAAUUUGAUGGACCACCGCACACCAUGUUUUUGGAAAAAGACGAUAAAUUUACCUACUUUAUCGUCAGUAAACAGCACUCGCUGGAGAAGGGCUUCAAGAUUGCCCCGUUUGCAUCGAGUCUCUCGGAUGAUAUGGACGUGGUCAUUUUGCGAGAAGCGGAUAAAGACAGCUUGACAAAAGCAAGCAUCGCUGCUUUCCAAGGUGGCGAGCAUGUCAAGUUGCAAGGUGUGGAAUACUUCAAGGCAAAAGAGCUUCUUUUGCGAGUCCAAGACAAGGCCGAGCUCUGUCUGGACGGUGAAAUCCAUGAUGUGCCAUCCAAAGGCAUUGUUCACAUGAAAGUAGAAAAAUCUUCUACUGAAAAACUAGCUUUUACCAUCUUUGUCUGA